UGCAUCUCCUCUCCUCCCUUGUAGUAAACUAAGUAAUCUCGAUACCUUGUAUUACUUGUUCAUAUAUAUGCUGUUGAAUUCACCUUUGGAUUUAGCAAAGAUCAUGGCCAUGGCUAAUUUACUAAGUAUGUUUAUACUAAUGGAGAUGAUAGUGAGCGGCUUUGGAUUCGGAGUAGAUGGUCUCCGCAUGGACUACUACAUCAUGAGUUGCCCAUUUGCUGAAUCAAUUAUAAAGAAUACAGUUAACAGAGCUUUGCGAAAUGAUCCAACUCUGGCAGCAGCCCUGGUUAGAAUGCAUUUCCAUGACUGCUUUGUUGAGGGAUGUGAUGGGUCGGUUCUCAUUGAUUCAACAAAGGACAACAUAGCAGAAAAGGACUCCCCCGGAAACUUGAGCUUGCGAGGCUAUGAAGUUAUUGAUGAUGCAAAGGAUCAGCUGGAAGAGCAAUGCCCGGGCAUUGUCUCCUGUGCGGAUAUUGUUGCAAUGGCCGCCAGAGAUGCAAUUUUCUGGGCUGGGGGUCCAGUGUAUGAUAUACCAAAAGGAAGAAAAGAUGGAAGAAGGUCUAAGAUAGAAGACACAAUCAACCUGCCUUUCCCCUCCUUCAACACCUCAGAGCUGAUCAAGGCCUUUGGGCAGCGAGGUUUCAGUGCUCAAGAAAUGGUUGCUUUAUCUGGGGCACACACGUUGGGAGUGGCAAGGUGCUCAUCAUUCAAAGCCAGAUUGAGUAACACAGAUCCUACUCUAGAUUCGGAUUUCGCCAAGACAUUGUCGAAAACAUGUAGCACCGGCGACAAUGCAGAGCAACCUUUCGAUACUACCCCAAACACUUUCGACAAUUUUUACUUCAAUGCGUUGAUCAGGAAAAAUGGGGUUCUUUUCUCGGAUCAAGUAUUAUAUACGACGCCUAGAACUAGAGCCAUUGUGAAUGGUUAUGCCAUGAACCAAGCUAUGUUUUUCUUUGAUUUCCUGCAGGCAAUGGUGAAAAUGGGCGUGCUUGAUAUUAAGGAAGGAUCAAAGGGAGAAGUGCGAGAGAAUUGCCGCAAAAUUAACUGAAAUUACUACUAUAGAGUUUUGAGUUUUUCAAAAUUUUGUUCUGUGAUUUAUAUUUACAUGGUUGCAUAAAAUAAAAUAAUAACACACUCUCAUGCCCUGUCUCUGUAAGCGUAUUGCCUCUCUUGUAGGUUUGAACGGGUGUGAAACAUGUUUUAUUUAUAAUAACAUUUAUAAAAUCUCCGACUGGAAUUAAUGUCAA
Durio zibethinus is the source of this 1250-nucleotide messenger RNA. Its product is annotated as Peroxidase superfamily protein. Gene Ontology annotation, molecular function: peroxidase activity; heme binding. The record is from RefSeq and is a predicted model, not a curated record. Lineage: Eukaryota; Viridiplantae; Streptophyta; Magnoliopsida; Malvales; Malvaceae. Gene Ontology annotation, biological process: hydrogen peroxide catabolic process; response to oxidative stress.